GUGAUUGUUAAAAUCUGAGAUAAAUUAAUAAACAAAUAUAAGUUUUAAAUAAACAUUAAUGUAUUUCUUUGUAAAAAGAAAUGAUCUGAUAUAACUGAAAGGAUUGACAAUAUUACAUUAAAUGUAAGGUUGUUUAAUUAUCUUUUUUAAUUCGUUGGUGAAACGAAUUGUUUAUAAUAUAUAAAGAGAAAGACAAAAAUAUGGCAGUUCCAUCAUCAGCAUCGUUGUCAACAAGAAAUAAAAAACAUUUCCUUGGUGUUCCUGCACCUUUAGGAUAUGUUGCUGGCGUUGGCAGAGGAGCAACUGGAUUUACUACUCGUUCGGAUAUUGGACCGGCACGUGAUGCCAAUGAUGUUUCAGAUGACAGACAUGCACCACCAACUAAACGGGCUAAAAAGAAAGAAGAGGAAGAGGAAGACGAGGAGGAUUUAAAUGAUUCUAAUUAUGACGAAUUUUCCGGUUAUGGUGGUUCUUUAUUUAGCAAGGAUCCAUAUGACAAGGACGAUGAAGAAGCGGAUGCAAUUUAUGAAGCAAUUGAUAAGCGAAUGGAUGAGAAACGUAAGGAAUAUCGAGAGAAACGUUUAAGGGAAGAAUUGGAACGUUAUCGUCAGGAACGACCUAAAAUACAACAACAAUUUUCUGAUUUAAAACGUGAUUUAGUUAGUGUUACGGAGGAUGAAUGGAAAAAUAUUCCUGAAGUUGGUGAUGCAAGAAAUCGUAAACAAAGAAAUCCACGUGCUGAGAAAUUUACACCGUUGCCUGAUUCGGUUCUUUCAAGAAAUUUAGGCGGUGAAACAACAUCGAGUAUUGAUCCAACAAGUGGAUUGGCGUCAAUGAUGCCUGGUGUUACAACACCUGGUAUGUUAACACCAACUGGUGAUUUAGAUUUAAGAAAAAUUGGUCAAGCUAGAAAUACACUUAUGGAUGUGAAAUUAAGUCAAGUUUCGGAUUCUGUUGCCGGACAAACGGUUGUUGAUCCGAAGGGUUAUCUCACUGAUUUACAAAGUAUGAUUCCGACCUAUGGUGGUGAUAUCAAUGAUAUAAAGAAGGCGCGAUUACUUUUGAAAUCGGUACGUGAAACAAAUCCAAAUCAUCCACCAGCUUGGAUUGCGUCAGCUCGUUUGGAGGAAGUAACGGGUAAAGUUCAAGCGGCACGUAAUUUAAUAAUGAAAGGAUGUGAAGUAAAUCCAACGUCAGAGGAUUUAUGGCUUGAGGCAGCGAGAUUACAACCGGCGGACACUGCUAAAGCAGUUAUUGCACAAUCUGUACGUCAUAUACCAACUUCGGUGAGAAUUUGGAUAAAAGCCGCUGAUUUAGAGACGGAGACAAAAGCAAAACGACGUGUUUAUCGUAAGGCAUUGGAGCAUAUUCCAAAUUCGGUGAGAUUAUGGAAAGCAGCUGUUGAAUUAGAAGAGCCAGAGGAUGCGAGAAUUUUAUUGAGUCGAGCUGUUGAAUGUUGUUCAACGAGCGUUGAUUUAUGGUUAGCUUUAGCGCGAUUAGAAACCUAUGAUAAUGCGCGUAAAGUUUUAAAUAAAGCGCGAGAAAAUAUUCCCACUGAUCGACAAAUUUGGACAACGGCAGCAAAACUUGAGGAGGCAAAUGGAAAUAAGCAUAUGGUGGAGAAAAUUAUUGAGCGCGCUAUUUCAUCGUUAAGUGCAAAUGGAGUGGAAAUUAAUAGAGAACAUUGGUUUAAAGAAGCGAUGGAAGCAGAAAAAGCUGGUGCCGUUCAUUGUUGUCAGGUGAUUAUUAAAUCUGUGAUUGGAGGCGGUGUCGAGGAAGAGGAUCGAAAACAUACCUGGAUGGAGGAUGCAGAAACGUGUGCUCAACAAGGAGCGUUAGAAUGUGCACGAGCUGUUUAUGCAUUCGCUUUGAGCACUUUUCCGAGUAAAAAGUCCAUUUGGAUGAGAGCUGCUUAUUUUGAGAAGACUUAUGGAACAAGAGAAUCUCUUGAAGCUUUGUUGCAACGAGCCGUUGCUCAUUGUCCAAAGAGCGAAGUUCUUUGGCUUAUGGGAGCAAAAUCGAAAUGGUUGGCUGGCGAUGUUCCGGCAGCAAGAGGGAUUUUGUCAUUGGCUUUCCAGGCGAAUCCAAAUUCAGAGGAAAUUUGGUUGGCGGCUGUAAAAUUAGAAUCUGAGAAUUCAGAAUAUGAAAGAGCGAGACGUCUUUUAGCGAAGGCUCGUGCAUCAGCUCCAACGCCACGUGUUAUGAUGAAAAGUGCAAAACUUGAAUGGGCGCUCAAUAAUUUGGAUACGGCUUUGAAAUUAUUGAAAGAAGCACUCGAAAUGUUUGAUGAUUUUCCUAAAUUAUGGUUGAUGAAGGGACAAAUUGAAGAACAACAAAAUAUGAAUGAACAGGCUCUUCUUACUUACAAUCAAGGGAUGAAGAAAUGUCCAAAUUCAAUUCCAUUGUGGAGGCUUUUGACGCAUUUAGAAUGUCGCUCGGGUAGAGUUACAAAGGCGCGUUCAGUUUUGGAAAAAGCGCGAUUGCGAAAUCCAAAGAAUGAUGAAUUAUGGCUUGAGGCAGUGAGAAUUGAAAAUCAAAAUUCAGCGACACAUAAUAUGGCGCAUACAUUAAUGGCAAAGGCAUUGCAAGAAUGUCCAAAUUCGGGAUUAUUGUGGGCGGAAGCAAUUUUCAUGGAAUCGAGGCCACAAAGAAAAAUGAAGAGUGUCGAUGCUUUAAAAAAAUGUGAACACGAUGCACAUGUUCUUCUUGCUGUUUCCAAAUUAUUUUGGAGUGAGAGUAAAAUUUCAAAGUGUCGAGAUUGGUUUAAUCGAACAGUGAAAUUGCGACCCGAUUUAGGAGAUGCUUGGGCAUAUUUUUAUAAAUUUGAAAAACUUCAUGGUACUGAUGAGCAACAGGAGGAUGUGAAAAAACGUUGCAUUGCUUCAGAACCAAAAUAUGGAGAGAAUUGGUGUAAAGUUUCAAAAAAUAUCAACAAUUGGUGUUUCAAUACUGAACAAAUUUUAAUUCUUGUCGCAAAGGAUCUACCCAUUCCAAUAUGAAUUCGAAUUUUUCGUAUAUUUUGGAUUGUACAUAUAAAGACUAUUUCCUAUAAGAAAAAGAAAUAUAAAAAUAAAUUAUUCUUAGCAUAACUUUAGGUUCAACUCUAAGAAAAUAACUCUGCGCAGAAGGUUGUUAUGAAAACUAGUUCCUUCACCUCCGACUUUCAGUUUAGGUUAGGUUGAAAUAUUUUCUUUUGUUACUCCAAAAAGAAAGUUAGACACUGCACUAUUCGUCAUUCAGUAUCUGAAAAUAGUUGGUAACUGACUGGAAUUAAUGUGCUAGUGUUAGUUUUUUUUUUCUUCAAGAAAUUUUCACUUUUUAAAAAUGAGUACAGAAAAAAUCGUCGAUU
This is a messenger RNA of Leptopilina boulardi, 3349 nucleotides long. RefSeq names its product pre-mRNA-processing factor 6 (gene Prp6). Lineage: Eukaryota; Metazoa; Arthropoda; Insecta; Hymenoptera; Figitidae. Gene Ontology annotation, biological process: spliceosomal tri-snRNP complex assembly; mRNA splicing, via spliceosome. The transcript is spliced from 10 exons. The coding region runs from base 201 to 2999 and encodes 932 amino acids. Gene Ontology annotation, molecular function: protein binding. The record is from RefSeq and is a predicted model, not a curated record. Gene Ontology annotation, cellular component: catalytic step 2 spliceosome; U4/U6 x U5 tri-snRNP complex.